UGAAUUGGGUCGUGAUGUGAUUGGAUCUGUGACGUCUGUGCGUCUGACUUGCAAAUAAUUUCAUAAUAUUUGUGUAAAAAUAAAUUGUGCCUUUUUAUUCCAUUUCAAUUCAUAAACGGCCAAAACGUUAAAUACGAUACACGCGACUUGAGUGCACUUUGUAAAAGUUUAACAAGUUCUGUUAUUUUAAUUUUAAAUAGAUCAAAAGGUACCUAGUGCAAAAUGAAGAGUCUUCUGAUACUGUGCCUGGUGGUGGCUGCAGUGAGCGCUGUCAACUUGAUUGACCUCAUCCGGGAAGAGUGGACUGCCUUCAAGAUGGAGCAUGGCAAGUCGUACGAGAGCGAAACAGAAGAGCGCUUCCGGAUGAAGAUCUUUGCGGAGAACCGGCACAAGGUGGCGCGCCACAACCAGCGCUACGCGCAGGGCCUGGUGACGUACCGCCUGGCGCCCAACAAGUACGCGGACAUGCUGCAUCAUGAGUUCGUGCACACCAUGAAUGGGUUCAACCGCACUUCCAAGCACAGCAAGGGGCUGUACGGCAAGGGCGCGGAGGUGCGCGGCGCCAAGUUCAUCGCGCCCGCCAACGUGGAGAUGCCCGAGCAGGUGGACUGGCGGCCGCUGGGCGCCGUCACCGAGGUCAAGGACCAGGGCAAGUGCGGCUCCUGCUGGGCCUUCAGCUCCACGGGCGCGCUGGAAGGGCAGCACUUCCGCGCGAGCGGUUACCUCGUGUCGCUGUCGGAGCAGAACCUCAUCGACUGCUCCGCGGCGUACGGCAACAACGGCUGCAACGGCGGCCUCAUGGACAACGCCUUCAAGUACAUCAAGGACAACCGCGGCGUCGACACCGAGAAGACCUACCCCUACGAGGCCACGGACGACAAGUGCAGAUAUAACCCGAAAAAUGCGGGCGCCGACGACGUAGGCUUCGUGGACAUCCCCGAGGGUGACGAGGAGGCGCUGAAGAAGGCCGUGGCCACCGUGGGCCCCGUGUCCGUGGCCAUCGACGCGAGCCAGGAGUCCUUCCAGCUGUACUCGACCGGCGUGUACUACGACGACGGGUGCUCGUCUUCCAACCUCGACCACGGGGUGCUGGUGGUGGGCUACGGCGCGGACGAGGCGGGCGGCGACUACUGGCUGGUGAAGAACUCGUGGGGCCGCACGUGGGGCGAGCUGGGCUACAUCAAGAUGGCGCGCAACCGCAACAACAGCUGCGGCAUCGCCUCCGCCGCCUCCUACCCGCUCGUGUGAGCGUCAUCUACAACUAAUGAAUAGCUCACUAUAGUGCGUUUCAUCGAAUAGUACCUAUGGCGUUAUGUUGGCUCCCCUGUCUGUCCAACUCAUUGCCACCAUAUUUGCAUAAGAAGACACAGAUUUUGUU
Molecule: messenger RNA, 1378 nt
Organism: Maniola jurtina (meadow brown)
Lineage: Eukaryota; Metazoa; Arthropoda; Insecta; Lepidoptera; Nymphalidae
Gene: Bcp
Product: cathepsin L
Exons: 7
Coding region: 223-1248 (341 amino acids)
Biological process (GO): immune response
Cellular component (GO): lysosome
Molecular function (GO): cysteine-type endopeptidase activity
Source: RefSeq, a predicted model, not a curated record